Messenger RNA from Myiozetetes cayanensis, 2519 nucleotides. It is a transcript of the gene SHQ1, whose product is annotated as SHQ1, H/ACA ribonucleoprotein assembly factor. The record is from RefSeq and is a predicted model, not a curated record. Gene Ontology annotation, cellular component: cytoplasm; nucleoplasm. The transcript has 12 exons. Gene Ontology annotation, biological process: box H/ACA snoRNP assembly. Lineage: Eukaryota; Metazoa; Chordata; Aves; Passeriformes; Tyrannidae. Bases 66 to 1250 code for a protein of 394 amino acids.
GCGGGCGGGCGCGGGAAGCGGCGCGGGCGGGCCACACAGUCAUUGCUUUUCCUGCUGGAUCCAUCAUGAUAACUCCAGCUUUUGAACUGACCCAGGAUCCGGAUUUUCUCACAAUAAUAAUCAAAGUACCUUAUGCCAGAGCUUCAGAGUUUGAUGUGUAUUUUGAAGGGGAAGACUUUAAAUUUUAUGCUAAGCCAUACUUUCUCAGAUUGACACUUCCUGGGAGAAUUGUAGAAGAUGGCAGGGAAAAAGCAUCCUAUAAUACAGAUGAAGGAACUUUCACAAUUCGGUUACCCAAGGAGGUUCCUGGCCAAUAUUUUGAGGGCCUGGACAUGCUGACAUCUCUUUUAGCACCAAAGAAAUCAAGAUCAGCAAAGCCCUUGGUAGAAGAGAUAGCUGCCUCUGCUGAGCUGUCUGAGGAGGAGGAGGAAGAAGAAUUUGACUGGGAAAUAGAACAGACCCCUUAUGAGGAAAGUUCAGAAAGCCCUCCACGACUGCAGCACCCGUAUGGAUUUGGCAAUUUGCGGUCAGGGGUGUUCCAGAGGCUGCAGGAUGAGCUCAGUGAUGUGAUUGACAUUAAGGAUCCAGACCAGACUCCUGCAGGUGAACGAAGGAGGAAGCGCCUGGAAGCUGAGGCUGCCAAGUUUGAGCCUGAUCAUUACCUAGCUGAUUUUUUUGAAGAUGAAGCUAUUCAGCAUGUUUUAAAGUACAAACCCUGGUGGGUUGAUGCUCAUAAAAAGAUGACAGCCUUGCAGAGGGAAAGUCAUCAGGAACAUGACACUCAUACAUUUGUUGUCUUCUCUGAGGAUGAGAGAGAGCAGCUGAGGAAGUUCACAAAUAAAUCUUACCUUCUGGAUAAAAGGAGCCGUCAUCAUGUAUAUCUUGGAUUAAUUGAUAUCCUCCUGGCAUAUUGCUAUGAGAUCUGUGUCAAUGAGGGGGACAAGAAUGUUGAAUCAUCUUGGAACAUCAGGAAACUGAGUGCAACGUUGUGCUGGCUGGAGAGCUUCUCUUGCAUCCACGAUGUGCUGGUGUCUUUUGGAAGAAGAGUGCUGUGCUAUCCCCUGUACAGGCAUUUUGGGUUAGUGACACGUGCCCUCAGUGACACAGCCAUGAUACUGCAAUUAGGAAAAGCUGCAGUUUUGAAGUGUCUGCUGGACAUCCACAAGAUUUUCAGGGAGAGUGACCCUGCCUACAUCCUCAACGAUCUCUUCAUUACAGACUAUUGCAUCUGGAUUCAGAAAAUCAAGUGAGAGGGUGAACACACUUCAGCUGAAGAAGCAGAGGCAUCAUUUAGAAGAAGGAAGUGCUAUGACCUUAGAAUGCAUCCUCUGUAAGGCUGUGUUAAAACACAGACUGGUUCUCGUGUCUCUUCAUGCUGAGAAAUGGAGAGAAUUAGGGGAAAAAAUGUUCCUAAAUGAUCUGUGUGAAGGCAAAGACACCAGGUAAACUCAGUAGUUCGUUGGUAAGAAAGGUAAUGGUUGAUCUAGACUUGUCUUCAGGUAUGAUGGGACAGGGAUUUUGGGGUUUAGCCAUUGUGUAGUAUAACAUAAAGUUACAAAUCCAUCCAGUUGAACAGGAAGCAGGAAAAAUUCAGACAGAAGUAAGUUUUUGCAUUUUCCUAGUGAAGAGUAAUUAUGAGUUGGUUCAUUCUUCCUGGGUUGCUGGGUAAUUCUGUACUGUCUUAUUUGUUUCCAUCAUGACAACAUAGCUCAAAAAAACACCUUGUGGCUCAAACAUGGGCUCUGGGUCUGGUGCAGAAAGUAUUAGAGAUUCUGUGCAAUUUGUUAUGCUACUAAAACAGCCUCACAAGAGGAAAUACUAUCAAUUUUCCUUAAAACUCAGAUAAGAGUUAACCAGUUUAUCAAAGAGUAUGUUGAGUGUUGGAAGAGAACCCAGAUUUAUUUAUUUUCAUCCCAAGUCCUCUGCUCUUAAACCUUAGAUCACAGUUCUUUGAUUUAAAAAUAGUAACUAAUAAUUUGCAAGCAUAUUAUGUGUCUCUUCUUUCCCUGUUUUUGAUGCAUGUUUUUAAUACAGUUUGUUUGUUUGUUUGCUGCCAUCACGAGCUGCCAAUGCCUCUCCUUAAGUCUUGCAUCUUUUUUAAGGCCUGAGCUGUCACUGCAAUUGUCUUUGAAGCAGGAGGUGCACACAGAGCACUUUGUAAAUAACAAUACCCAAGUAAUAUAAUAUACUGAUUUAAGAGCCUUAAGGCAAAAACACUGUUUGCCCUGAGGGCCCAAAAAGGUGAUAGACAGGUGGGUAUAAUACCAGAAAUCCCCCUUCAUGUAUGUUUUAGCAAGCCCUGUAAAACAUGGAUUUUUAACAAGGGAUUUAAUCUCUCCUCCCAGCUGCUAGCUGCAGUUUCCUUUGAUGUUUUUCCUCUCCUGCCCUCUGUUGUUUUUUCCUAUUUAUUCCCUCAUUUUUCUACAGCUCCUGUUCCUUCAGGCUGUGUCUGAAUGCACCUUGCUGUGGGCAGAGAAGGCAAAAGAAGAAAGCCAUUUUUCCCCCCCUCAGGCUACAGC